GUUUGCGUAUCACCGAUGAGAUAAUCUGAUAGAGGGAAAGGAAGUUGCUCGCAUCCGAAUGCAUAGACAGGCUCUCUCUUCGGUCUGCAGGUGCAGUGCUCUCAAGUGUUAUGUAGGCGCAAUCGCGUACCUAUGCUGGACCUCGCCGAAACAGCGCAGUUCUCCUUCCAGACAGGUCCGGAGAGGAUUCGAAAGUACGCCAGGCUAUUCGGCGUAGUUACCAACGUCAUCAUUUGCUUCGUACACUUUCAGGCCGCCGUGAUAUACAUCUUAUACGUGGCCACGUCAUUCCAACAGGUGAUUGAAUUUUUCUCAAACUUCGAGAUGAAUCCACGAGUUUACAUCGUCAUUUUUUUCCCGUUCACCUGUGCUCUGGGUUUCGUGCCGAACCUGAAAUAUUUAGCGCCGUUCUCCAUUAUUGGCACUCUCUUCUUGAGCCUCGGUAUCUGCAUCGCAUUCUAUUAUUUUUUCGACGAUGUUCCGGAUCCUCGUAGAUUAAACGUUUUGACGGAAAUUCUUCCUGUGCCCAUGUAUUGCACUAUUUUUCUAUUCGCUUUACAUAAUAUGACCCUUUAUCUGCCAUUGGAAAAUACGAUGAAACAUCCCGAUCAUAUGCCACACCUAAUUGUUGGCAGCACAUUGCUAAACACCGUUAUAUACCUGAUUUUUGGUUUUUCCGGUUACAACAAGUAUCCGAAUGCCUGCGACACCGUCAUCAAGAACUUGCCAAUGGAAGAAACCCUGGCACAGGUAGUCAAGAUAGCCAUUUCUUUAUCGGUGCUGUUUACUUUGGGGUUGGCAUACUACGUUCCAAUCAGCGUGCUGUGGCCGAUGAUUCGCUCGAGAAUCGUCACGAAGAGUUCGCUAUAUCAUCGGUUGUACGAAACCUCGCUCCGGUUAAGCGGCAUAAUCGGAACCACACUGCUGGCCAUCGCCGUGCCCCAAAUGGUACCUUUAUUGGGCCUGUUGUCCGCCUUGGGCAUAUCGACGAUCAUGCUGCUGAUACCCAUACUAAUCGAAAUGUCGACUAAGUGGGCGGAAGCCACGAGGCCGAUGUUCGCGAAGAACAUUGUUAUUUUCAUCGUGUGGCUGCUAAUCUUGAUUUUCGGAACGAUAGAAAGCACACGGUCAAUUAUUAGAGAAUAUAGUGGGAUAAAACAAGAAGAAUGCUGAUCGAUAGCCUGUGACUUAACAGACUUUUAUUAAUAUAAAGCUAUAAAGAUGCUGCUGUAUUACACGAAAAAGCUUGAAAAUACUUGAAUAUUGAGAAUGCAAAGAAUCACGUAACAAGCCAUGAAAGAAGUUUUUAACGCAGCAAAGCAAAAGGAUGAAGCAAAUAAAGUAUAUCGGAGAUUAUUUAUUCCUUCUUUCGACUAAGACUUGUCUGUGGAAUGUUUCGCGCGAAAAAAAAUAUAUGUUUUACUCAAUUUGCUUUCAUGACACGAGCGUAUUGGUCAAUUUACGACUUGGUUUCCUCGAUUCUAAGUACGUGAAAUAUGAUUACAUAAUUGAUAUGGAUAUCGACGAUCUUUUAUUCUCGUAAAAACUAAAACUUGUGACAUUUACAUUCCGGCCGGACACCUUCAAUUUACGCUUAAGCCAGUGUUUACGUAAAGCACGUGACAAGACGGUUUUAUGUCGUUUGCAAUGUGAAAACAAGAGCGGCAGCUUACAAUGAGAAACUGCAUUGCAAUGUAGCAAUCAAAGAUCGAAAGGAGGUGGUAGGGCGUCAGAGACCUUCUUGCAAGGAGACGAAAGAGAGAUAGCGAAAGAGCUCGUGCUAUGAAUGAAAGAAGAUGAGGAUAAGGUGAAAGGGAACAUGUACGAGAUUCAGAGGCGCGAAUCGAGUUGAUCGCAGUCGAAUAACCGACGUUCCUACGAAAGGGGAAUUUCCCGUGUGCGAAUAAGUGAUUUAGUAUUCUUCAGGAUUUGACGAAAGUGUCGACGAUUCUCAGAUUCGAGCAGCUCGUCGUUUUUAUCGUUCAUUUUAAAAUGUCAUUAAUUAAUUAAGUAAUUAAGUAAUUAUCAAUUAAUUACGCGGGUGCUAAUGCUUGAAGGAGAAUAAAAGCACAAUGAAAAGCGGAUACAAUUCCAUGAGAUUUAGGUGAAGGAUAAAGAACAUAAAAGUAGAAAACGACGUUAUUGUAUGGUCGAGUACAUUUCGAGAAUAUAAUUUCGGUGAAUUCGGAUCUCGAUUGUUUCAUUCCAAGAAAUGAUUAUUCAUCGCGUUACAAAAAUUCAGAUAUAAAUUUUUAAAAGAGUUCGAAUGUUACU
Molecule: messenger RNA, 2274 nt
Organism: Camponotus floridanus (Florida carpenter ant)
Lineage: Eukaryota; Metazoa; Arthropoda; Insecta; Hymenoptera; Formicidae
Product: proton-coupled amino acid transporter-like protein pathetic
Exons: 5
Coding region: 133-1173 (346 amino acids)
Biological process (GO): amino acid transmembrane transport
Cellular component (GO): vacuolar membrane
Molecular function (GO): amino acid transmembrane transporter activity
Source: RefSeq, a predicted model, not a curated record